UCAGUUGAAUUCAAUUUAAUUUACCCGCCACUUGUGCAAAUAAUUAAUAAAAAAAAAAAAAAAAGGGACAUAAAUAUUUUAAAAUGUUGACUAAAAGAAUUGUGUUACUUUUAAGUGUGUUUAUUGCAAUUGUCAAUUCAUCAAUAAUACAAGAAAAAAAUGGGGAUAAUUUGAUUGAAAAUUAUAAUGAUAUUAAAGAAUCAAAAAAAUCAAAUAAUUUAAUUGUUGGAUCAAGAGUAAGUGGUGAUCGUUUGACUCUUCAAGAAUAUGUUUAUAAAUCUUCAUCAACAUUGCAAAUAGUGACACUUGAAAAAAAUUUUACACUGGCUGGUAAUGAAAGGAUAACUCAAAUUAUGGCUCUUGAUCAAAAAACAAAUGGCAAUGGAGCAUUUGCAUCACUUUUACAAGGAGGCCCUGGUACAAACAGUGCUAUUCUUCGAUUUAAAAGUCAAAGAGGACAUAGUAUUAAAUUUGAAAUUCAAAUUUAUUCAAAACAAUUUUAAAUAAAUAAUUAUACAAGUUUUAAAUGUCACCAAUUAAAUUGUUACUAAUUCAAAUACUUACCUUGAUAAUUAUUUGAUUGCAA
Molecule: messenger RNA, 586 nt
Organism: Aphidius gifuensis
Lineage: Eukaryota; Metazoa; Arthropoda; Insecta; Hymenoptera; Braconidae
Product: probable salivary secreted peptide
Exons: 1
Coding region: 84-503 (139 amino acids)
Source: RefSeq, a predicted model, not a curated record